AUGACCGCGCAUAGGUCAAAGAUCGUCGAAAUUUUCACAGGUACCACCCAAGUCACUUCCACCACCUGGACACGAACCAAAAAUGAAGCCGAGAAAUAUAACUGGGGGAGUCACGCCAACAAUCAGAGAAGUUACAGCAGAAUGGGUCUCAAUGAGAAAGACACCGCGGCUCAAGAAGAUGUUCUAAGUCAGGAGAAGAAUAACCAGGCUGAAGCGCUUAGACUCUCGCGGCAAGGCGAGUUGACCGGAAUUCAAGUGUUGAAGACGAGGACAGCACACGAGAGGAUUGAGAAGGAAUUUGAAUAA
Messenger RNA from Glarea lozoyensis ATCC 20868, 306 nucleotides. RefSeq lists its product as uncharacterized. The transcript has 2 exons. NCBI's taxonomy places the organism in Eukaryota, Fungi, Ascomycota, Leotiomycetes, Helotiales, Helotiaceae. The record is from RefSeq and is a predicted model, not a curated record. The coding region runs from base 1 to 306 and encodes 101 amino acids.